Molecule: messenger RNA, 2140 nt
Organism: Metopolophium dirhodum (rose-grain aphid)
Lineage: Eukaryota; Metazoa; Arthropoda; Insecta; Hemiptera; Aphididae
Product: general transcription factor II-I repeat domain-containing protein 2B-like
Exons: 2
Coding region: 486-1631 (381 amino acids)
Source: RefSeq, a predicted model, not a curated record
UAAGCUCCAUGCAUGUAUGUUAUCUUACAAAAAUAGUACGACUACACUUAUACGGUGUAUGAGUGAACAAGAGAAAUCAACUGAAGCAGCGUUGCGUGUGUGCUGGGUUCUUAAUAAGCACCAAAAACCGUUUUCCGAUUCCGAAAUAGUAAAAGAGUGUAUGUUGGAAGUGGCCACUGCACUUUUUCAAGAAAAUAAAAAAAUCGUUACCUCUAUCCAAGAUAUUCCUUUGUCGGCAAGGAGUAACACAAGAAGGACAGAAAUGUUGGCAGCCGAAAACAAAAAAAGCUUAUUUGAACUUUUACAUAAGUCACCGUGCUACUGCAUUGCGCUUGAUGAAUCUUGUGACUUAGUUGAUUCUGAACAAAUGUCAAUUUUCGUGCGAUUCUUUGACAUUGAAAAUAAAGUGUUUAGAGAAGAUAGCAAUAUUGACAUUUGAAGGCAAGACUCGUGGAGAAGAUUUAUUUAAGAGUUUUGAUGACUUCAUGAAAAAAUCGGAUUUGAGUUAUGAUAAAAUUGUGUCAAUUUCCACUGAUGGAGCUCCAGCGAUGAUGGGAAAAGAAAAAGGAUUGUUAAAAAGAAUCCGGGAUAAUAAUUCCGGGAUAUUAACUUAUCAAUGCAUAAUUCACCAAACAUCACUUUGUAGUAAACUCAGUGCUACACUGAAAGACGUUAUGGACGGUUUGAUCAAGUUAAUCAAUUUUAUCAGGUCGCGUUCUUCUCUUCAACACAGACAGUUCAAAGAGUUCCUGUGUCAAUGUGAUUCGGCUUAUUCAGAUUUACUACAACACAAUCAUGUUCGUUGGCUCAGUAAAGGUCGAGUAGUUGAACGUUUUUGGAAGAUUAAAGAAGUAAAAACAUUCCUAAAAAAUGUAGAUACUGAAGAAGCAAAGAAACAUUCGGAUUUCUUAGAAAACAAUCGAAAUAUAGUUGCAAUGGCUUUCUUAAAUGACAUUUUGAAGUAUUUAAAUACGCUUAAUGUCGAAUUACAAGGAGAAGGGAAAUUAAUAUGUGAUUUAAUACAAAGUGUGUCUGCUUUCCGUCGCAAACUAAAUAUAUUUAAAGGCGACAUUGAACAAAAAAAAUUCAUUCACUUUCCCACAAUAUUUGAAUGCAAAAAUCAUUCAGAAAUUAUAAACAUCGAAACAUUUUUAAGUUUUUUGUCAGAUCUUAUGAAGGAAUUCGAUGCUAGAUUCAAAGACUUUUCUGAAAUAGGAAAACUAUCACAAUUCUUAAAAACCCCUUACGAUGUUCUCCCAGACGGAGAAUGGACUGAUGUAGCUGAAAAAUUAUUUAAUCUUUCAAAGUCAAAACUCCAAAUGGAAAUAAUAGACUUACAGGAAGAUGUUUCCUUGAAGCAGUACAGAAGUGCGUCAACUGAAGAAUUCUGGGCUAAAGAUGCCAUUGACAAGUAUUCAAACUGUAAGCAACUGGCAAUCAACUUGGCUACGAUGUUUGGUUCGACAUACAUUUGUGAGGCAUCGUUUUCAAAAAUUAAUUUUUUGAAAAACAAAUAUCGGACAAAAUUAACAGACUCUCACCUUGAGGACACAUUGCGCAUAAGCUGUUCUCCACGAGUUCCCGAUUUCAAAAAGCUGGCUAAGGAAAAUAAAUGCAAUUUUUCGCAUUAAAUAAUUUACUGUAAUAAAUAUAUUUUUUUUCAUACUUUUAAUUUUGUAAUUAUUAAUAUAAAUUAAUUGUAAUAACUGAAUAAUUAUUUUUAUUUUUAUACUGCUAUUUUUAAUAUAUAAAGAUUUGAAAAAGAUUUUUUUCACUGGACCUCAUUGAUUUAUUAUUUUAAUCUUUAGGACUCCAAUAGAAAUUACUUGCCGACCCCUGAUUUAGUUGAAACAAAGUGUCCAGCAUCAGCAAAAAGUAUGAGUCAAAAGACGGAAUCGCUACGAAAAAAAAAAAAUAUUGUGAAAUAAAAUAUGGACAGCUGUAUCUCAAACGUAAUCACAACUACAGAAGUACAGAUACCAUUACCAAGUACAAACGGGCAAUUGCAUAUUUCGAGUAAAUUAUAUACUGCUAUUUUUGUAUUUAUAGACGCCUAAAGGUUUGAUGUUUAAAAAAAUACGUGACGACAGUUUUUGGGAAAACAAAAUGAAAAUGAAAUUAAAAAUAUUUUAUUUAGAAA